AUGUCUUUGGAUUACAGUGAAAAAAUGUAGAGUUAAUAAUAAUAAUCUUAACUCCAACAAGCUUAAAACUAACACAACUACCUCUUCGAAAACAUAGGAGCUGAGUGUAUUUCUUACCACAACGACGAAGAACCCGCUAUCAAUUACCACUAACAUUACCACUAAGCUUAAUAACAAGCUGCUUAAUAUCCCUUUGCUGCAGCUGCUGCUAUUCACUCAAAUCCUUUGAAGGAAGAAUAAAUUUAUUUCCUUCCUCACACCAAAACCACUGGAACAUCCAACGACUUCCACAACAACAAUUACCAAAGCUAUAACUACAACUACAAUUAUCAAACUAGUACUCCUAGUUAAUAAUAGUUUGCUACUCCUUUCUCUCUCGGUAUUACUGGUGCUUCUAAGGCCAGUCAAAACACCUAAGGUAAUGCUAAUACCUAAUCUUCGAAUUUUGUUUUCUCAAACAAUAACCACCACACUGCAAAUACCACCACAGUUAAUUAAACUAACAAUAAGUAAAUUUUUACUGGAUUGUAAUAAUACUCUUAAAAGGCUACUAAUAGUUCUUUUGGCCACAACCAAUAUAACUUUGACAUAGCCAAUUAAGAAAACAUUUUCCUUCCCAACACUCAUUCAACUUAAUACCAAACUGCUACAACUAUCGUUGCUGCAGCUUGCAAUCCCUCUACCGCAUGCUCUACUUAAAAGACCAUCAACCAAGGCUAAUUCUACAAGAAUAUGCAUGAAAAUAUUCCUAGUAUUCAAACACUCAACGACAUAGAUACUGUCUUUUCCAGCACCCAUGAUCUCCAAUCAAUGACCAACUGCACUUGCCCUCCCCAGUCUAAUAACAACAAUUAACAAAAUGCUUAAUAAUUCUUGCAACUUAACCAACUUGUUCACUCAACUUCAGCUCCUGCUAACUACUUCUAUAACGAAAAUAACAAUAACAAGCAUUAGGCUGAAGGUUUGAUUUUGGAUGAUAUCCAAAUCAGUGGUAUGGAAAGAAAAGACAGUUUGGAAGCUAAGAAUGAAGAAUCUAUUUCUUCUCAACAUUCAUUAUGUGAAAAAUACUCUAAGUCUUCAAAGAAUACUAGCCCCAUCUUGAAUGCCUACAAUGCUCCCAUUAGAAAGAGCUCUGAGAGCGACAGCGAUGCCACAAAGAGCAGCUCAACCCUUGCUUCGAAUAAACAAUAAUCAUAAUUGAAAAACGCUAACAAAUUCUGCAUGGUUUCACUCUUAAACUUCUUGACUGACAUUCUUCCUAACUCAAAGGAAUUCCACCACCUCAUUAAAUACAUCAUCCGUGUUAAGGGAUCUGGUAAAAUGAGACAAAAAGUCGACAUCUUUACUCUUGCUCACUUCCGUGUUUUGUUCCUCACUCUCAAUGAUUGGAACAUAACCCAAUUAAACAGCAAUGACAUUAAGAUGCACAAGAUGAUUUUCUCUGAAGUCAAUAAGAAUGGAAACUGGACCAAAGAAGACCUUGAUUUCAUGAACUCCAUUAAGCAAUAAUUGCUUUACAUUUCAAUUUAAUUUUUCGAAGACUCAGCCAAUAUUAAAUAAAAGAUUCAAUCUAAGAGCUGGUAGAACGAAGACACCGCCAAGCACUAUAUUGAAUGGGUUAACCGUAUCGCUAAGGGAAUUAAGAAAAUGUCCUCUGGUGUUUAUAUUCACCGUUUCUGA
Molecule: messenger RNA, 1680 nt
Organism: Tetrahymena thermophila SB210
Lineage: Eukaryota; Ciliophora; Oligohymenophorea; Hymenostomatida; Tetrahymenidae
Exons: 1
Source: RefSeq, a predicted model, not a curated record